UUUUGGCUUGUAAAGUUGUAAUUGCUCAGUGCCGCCAACCUGUCACCUCGGUUCGUGCCGUUGGCCGCAAAAAAAACAUCAAUCGAAUACACCUAGCUGCUUACCUACUUCAACCGACUUCAAAGUCCAACCGGGUUGGUUUGCGUGCGUUUCGUGCGAGUGGGGACGUAAAGUGGAUUGAUAAAUGUGAUGAGCUAGAAAGUGGAACUGGUAGCGAUCAGCAACUUUCAGUCAUUCCGGGGUCGUUGCUCGAUGCAUGUAAACAUCGCGGUACACCAACUGCAGUAGCGUAGCAUUCUACCACCACUGUCCACUUCCUGCCGGCAGAAAUAAAAACAGUGGAACAGUGUAAUCAAUCGAAUCAAAACAAUCAUGAAUAGGGAGAACAUUUACUACCUUCCAGAGGAAAGCUCGGAAAGCACGUUUUGCUACGAUGAAGACCGUCCUCGAUUACCCUUACCCAAACUGGACCACACGCUGAAGCGAUACUUGGAAUCGUUGAAACCAUUCGGGACCGCCGAAGAGCUAGAAAAUACGAAAAAAAUCAUCGAGACCUUCCGCAAGGGCGUUGGAGCAAAGCUGCAGGCAAUUCUGGAAGAAAAGGCAACGAAAGAAAAAAAUUGGGUUGAUAAAUGGUGGGAAGACUAUGCAUACUGCACCUUGCGCAUGUCGCUGAUUCCAUACUGUGUGAUGGUUCAACCAUUGCUUCUCGAUGCCGUCGGACUAGAGGCAAUACCGGAAAACUUUCUCAAAGGACCGGCAACAUGUUUGCAUCACAACAUGGUAUUUUGGAAGCUGCUCCGUACCGAACGGUUGCGACCCAUCGCCACCGCCGACAAGAAAAACAUUUUUUCCGCCGAUUUAUACCGACGACUGUACAACACCGUACGCAUACCGGGUAUCGAAAUGGACAAGGUGGAAAGCUACUUCCGGACGGAAAAGGAAGGUCCAUGCCCAUCGCAUAUCAUCGUACUGUAUGGGGGGCGCAUUUUUAAAAUUCCCGGUCUAAAUGCCGAUGGUGAUCCUUUGAGCCCGCAGGAUUUCCUUUUCACUUUGCAGCAGAUUCAGGUAAAAGUGGAAGGCACUAGCGUUCAGCAUGCGGGUGUGCCGACACUAACGAAUGACGAUCGUACAUCUUGGGCCAACAAUCGACGGCAUUUGAUAGAACUUUCUACCCGCAAUAAAACUAUGGUGCGAGAAAUCGAAGAAGCGGUCGCACUAAUGAUACUCGAUACACACUGCCCGAAAAACUACUCGGAUUUGGCGCAGCUGUGCUUAACCGGUGAUAUACACUCGAAAUGGACGGAUAAAAGUUGCGGUACGAUCGCGUUUAAAAACGGACAGAUGGGUUGUUACGGUGAGCAUUGCUGUUACGAUGGAUCGAUUUCGAUGUCCAUCAGCUUGUACGUGAUGAUGAGCAUCGCAGAGGAAGGUGUACCGGAUUGGGAUGUUCCCGCCAGCAAUUUAAUACUUCCGGACGAGCUUGUCUUUGAUCUAGACGACAAGCUGCACGAGGAAAUCGUUCGUAUGGAAAAAGUUGCCGACGAAAUGCAAAAUUGUGUUGUCGUUUCGAUGGAUCAGUUCCAGGACUAUGGGAAAGCUUUUAUGAAAAAGCACAAAAUACAUCCGGAUGCCUACGUUCAAACGGCGCUGCUGCUUUCUUACUAUCGGCUUCAUGGAACCUUUGCCCCGACGUACGAAACAGCCAUGAUGCGUCAGUGGUACAAAGGUCGCACAGAGACUUGCCGCUCGUGCAGUAUCGAGUCGGUACGGUUCAUAGAGUCUAUGGAGAGUUCCAGUUCAACCGAUGAUGAGAAAGCGAAACUGUUCAAGGUGGCCGCAAACAGACAGAUGGAGCUUAUGAAUGAAGCCCGCAAGGGAAACGGAAUUGAUCGACAUUUAUUUGGGCUGUGGUGUGCUGCUUACGACAAUGGAAUACCGAUUCCAGAGCUGUAUGAUGAUCCACUGUACAGCAAAAGUGGAGGUGGUGGUAAUUUCAUUCUUUCAACCAGCACACUCGGUUACACGAUCAACUGUGGUUACGUAGCACCGAUGUGCAUGGAUGGUUACGGCUGCUUCUACACAAUGCUGGAAGAUUGCAUCUGGGGAAUAUUUUCUGCGUAUCGCGACAGUACUGCCACCAGCUGCCACAAGUUUCAGCAAACGUUUCAUCAAGUUAUGGUAGAUUUAAAAAAUCUGCUAGAGCGAAGUGAUCUACCAAACAAGCUUUAGUUAUAAGAUGGAAAAUGUGCAAACACAAUUGUUAACGGCAAUUUUUAACAAAUGGACAAAACAUUCGGUAGUUGGGUCGAUUUAGUUUUACUAGUUGUACUACAAUUGGCCAAAGGUCAAAAGGGGGUUUGUGGUUAUAUCGGUGCUGUUGUAUUCAUCACAUAAAAAUAAAAAAACGCACAUUAUAUUACUAUGUAA
This is a messenger RNA of Anopheles funestus (African malaria mosquito), 2430 nucleotides long. Its product is annotated as peroxisomal carnitine O-octanoyltransferase. The record is from RefSeq and is a predicted model, not a curated record. The transcript has 3 exons. The coding region runs from base 373 to 2232 and encodes 619 amino acids. Gene Ontology annotation, molecular function: carnitine O-octanoyltransferase activity. NCBI's taxonomy places the organism in Eukaryota, Metazoa, Arthropoda, Insecta, Diptera, Culicidae. Gene Ontology annotation, cellular component: peroxisome.